Messenger RNA from Triticum turgidum subsp. durum (durum wheat), 669 nucleotides. The record is from the annotation of a GenBank genome assembly. NCBI's taxonomy places the organism in Eukaryota, Viridiplantae, Streptophyta, Magnoliopsida, Poales, Poaceae.
AUGAUACUGGUAAGCGGGACGCCCAAACGGGCCACAGCUCCGAAGGCAGAUAGAUCAGUACUUGUAGUCCUUGACGUGGAGGCUCUCAGAGGCGCCCUCGCCAAGGGUGGCGUCGCCCUUGUAGGUGCCAAGGGUGGCCUCGGAGUUGGCCUUGCACCUCACCAGGAACGCCGUCCUGGCCUUCUCCUCGUUCUCCGUCUUGCCGGACCAGGCCUUGAGGGUGCUCUGCUGGAGGGCACGCCCGAAGGAGAAGGACAGGUUCCAGGGCUUCUUGGUCUGGAGCUUGUUCAUGGCGUUCAGGUUCAGGGUCGCCUCCUCCUCACUCUGUCCACCGGAGAGGAAGACAAUGGCGGGGACGGCAGCAGGGACGGUCCUCUGGAGGGUGCGGACGGUGUACUCAGCAAUCACCUCAGGGGCCACCUUCUUGGCGUCGGAUCCAGGGGUGACCAUGUUGGGCUUCAGGAGGGUGCCCUCAAGGAGGACAUGCUGGUCGUUGAGGGCCUUGUAGCAGGCAGCAAGGACGAUCUCAGUCACGUAAGCACAGCGGUCAAUGUCAUGAGGUCCAUCAACAAGGAUCUCAGGCUCAACAAUGGGCACCAGCCCAUUCUCCUGGCAGAUGAUGGCAUAGCGAGCCAGACCCUGAGCGUUCUGGUCGAUGGAGAGCUGUGA